AAUAAGACCUCCCAAGUCUACCAAUCUGAGGGUGUGACCAAACUCUCCAGGAAUGGAAAGAGAUAACCCUCAUCUCUAUGGGGUCUUAGAUAAGGCAUCGAAGAUGAUAUCUAGCACUAAAUGAGCUAUUGAUAAAUAUACCUCUCAUAAAUAACUCUGUUAGCUCUGAGAGAGAGUCUAAACAGAUAAAAAGUUUGAAUAGCCGUAAGACUUAUAAGACUGCUAAGAACACUAGUCGAAGGGACAAUCCUCCCAAUUCUAAUCCGAAGCAUGGCUUUGAGGACCGGCCUCAAUUUAAGUUCCAUCGGCCUACGAGCCCUGUUUAUGAUUCGAUAAAUAGCUCAGAAGGGGUUGAUUUUAAACCUGUUAGUGUAAAGUUGAAAAAGUUUGUACCAGAAGAAACUGAAAAUUUUAGUUACGGAAGGAGCGAGACUUCUGAUGCCAGAAAUGUCACCACAGAAGAUGAAAUGGAGUUUGGUCCGAAGAAGAACACCUUUGAACCGCUUCUAACCCUUGAGAUUAUAUGAUCCGCAUUGCAUAUUGAUAAAUAUUACCAUGUUUUAAGGAGGAACGAGAUAGAAGUUGAGGACAUUUUCAUACUCACAGAAGAGGACCUCAUAGAAAUGAGAUUCUCUAUUGGUGCAAGAAAUCGUCUUUUACAGUUCCAAACCUUUUUCAAGAAGAAUAGUAAAGCUAAUAUUCAGAGAAUGGAGGCCUUUGAUCGGCUGCUCGAGGCUAUUUUGGACACGAAUCUGGGGUAUUCCCUCUCAAAUUUUCUCACUAUUACUCGUGCUACGAAAUAAUGAUCUGUUGAAAGCAAUGAAAAAUAUUGGCAGUGACGGAAAGUCACCUCAUCAAGCAUCAAGGACAAAAUACCUUAGCAACAACCCAAAGAACCCUCCACAGAGAAAUAAUUACUUAGCUCAGGAUAAUUCCUCAGAGGGUAAAAGGAACAGCAGUAUAGGGAGUUAUACAAAUUAUACUAAUUUUGCAGAAAGGUCUAGCCAAGCCUCUUCAAAUAUUUACACCACAAAUAUAGCUGCAAGAGCAGAGUCAGAUAAGGAGAAUAAUUUUUAUGAUAACUGUGAGGCAAACCAUCCUUCUAAACCCAGAAAGGAAGGUUCUUACAACACAAAAAGGGGCGAUAAAAAUCAUAAUUCAUCUACGAAGGGGGAAAAUAAUGAGAUUUACAACCAGAUCAUGAAUUUUAACACUCAUAAAGUUCCAUACAAGAAUUUAAAAGGGGGUUAUUUGAAUAAAUAUGAGAAUGAAAACACCUUUUUAUCAAACAAAUUAAAUCUGAUCCAGCAGGAAGAGCCGAAAAGUAAUUACUGAGUGCAGAAUAAGGUCAGCUAUUGAGGAGGAUCCAGAGACAAAGAAAUUACAGAGACUAUUAAGCCACCCCGAUACAAGAAGAAGGAGCAUUCAGGAAGUAUAAUUAGGACCUCUACAGUUAAUAAGCCUGGGAGGAGGAAAAGUAAACCUCCAAAUAAAAAGAUUAAGGAAACUCGGAGAUUUAAAAGAACUAUUGAUUAUAAUUAAUACUGGG
Moneuplotes crassus is the source of this 1549-nucleotide messenger RNA. NCBI's taxonomy places the organism in Eukaryota, Ciliophora, Spirotrichea, Euplotida, Euplotidae. The record is from the annotation of a GenBank genome assembly.